Cuscuta europaea is the source of this 1384-nucleotide messenger RNA. Lineage: Eukaryota; Viridiplantae; Streptophyta; Magnoliopsida; Solanales; Convolvulaceae. The record is from the annotation of a GenBank genome assembly.
CCUGAAUAUUGGGGUGACUGGGGUAAGUGAUUUCAAGAUUAUGGCUGCUGAUGCUUCUGUGUUUACAUUCAGAGAUGAAGAUGAUUAUGAAAGUGAGUGAACGGCAUCACAAUGGUCAUUUGUAUAAAACAUGCACAUUUCUCAGUUACAUUCUUUUGAAGUUAUAAAGAAUAUAUGAAACUCAAACUGCAGCUGUACUGGUGUUUUUUACAAAAAAAAAUGGCUUCCAAUGAUGCUUGUGCACGCUCAUGUAGAUAAGGACAGUCACAUUUGCAGUGUCCUGAUUCUCCGCAAUUGUAGCAUAACAAAAAAUCAUCAAUAUCUGGUUGUUUCCUUGUCUACGUGAUUGAGUGGUCUGUGGCUUUCUUGAAGUGUGCCCUUCUCUCUUCUUCAUUAAUCGUUUGAACUUGCGAACAAACAUCGCAAAUUGUUCAUCUGAGAGAAUGUUCAAUGAUUUCUCCAAUGAUCUUGAAUUGCUUGUUACGUUUCAACAACCAAAGUAGUAACUAUGGCUUCUCCGUUUUCUUCUUCUUUCAUCUCAUUCAUCUCAAACUCGUAAUCUUUAAGAUCACUGAAAAGCUUAUCAGUAGAGAGAGUGCGGAUAUCCAUACUAUCUCUCAUAGCAAUCACCUUCAUGUCCAUGUGAUGGGGAAAUCUUGGACCUCUUUCACUUUUAGAGAGAGAUCUUUUUGGGUCAGCUCUUUCCCAAGAUCAAAGACCUCUGCUAUUAACUUCAAAAAUCUUGAAUCCACGUCUAGAACUGCCUCACCUGAAUGCAUCAUGAAAUCCUCAAAUUUCUUGAGUGUUAUAUAUAGUAAGUUUGUGGUCGUCUUAUUAAUCUCUUGCUACAUCUUUUAUAGUUUCACGUUUCCAUAUUCUAAAUAUGGUUUCACCAAUAGCCUUGAAUGAGAUGACCUCUGGAUAUGUUAUGAUUUUUAUCUAAGUUGUUUCUCUUCCUAUCUUCAUUUGUCCAAUCGUCCAUUAUAUCCUAGGUCUUAGAACGAAGUAUCUUCAAGUUCAGUGUCAACUGGUCUUUUUGUUAAUCUUCAUUAAAACAAUUGGACCAGCAAUUUUUACCUCCCACAUCUCAUCAUGAAGGCCUGAUAGAAGGGCAUUGCGAUUUGUCUUCGAUCUGAUCUUCAAAUCAUCAAAUCUGUUAAGAUUGAAGAGAACAUUUUUAGCCCUCUUGAGUUUUCUCUUGAGUUAGUUUACAUGCAUUUUCCCUCAAAUUUCAUAACUUUAAUUCUAUUGUUAUUUGACAUGAAUUCCUAUAGCAAGUAGAAAGAAUAGACAAGUUCUUGAUGAAAUGGGUGAUAAGACAUAAGUCCUACAAUAGUUUCAAAAUAAAAUAAUGGAUAAAAUAAUCCAUGCAUAUAAAAGUCAC